Dermacentor silvarum is the source of this 6002-nucleotide messenger RNA. It is a transcript of the gene Notum, whose product is annotated as palmitoleoyl-protein carboxylesterase notum1. The transcript is spliced from 13 exons. Gene Ontology annotation, molecular function: hydrolase activity. The coding region runs from base 1 to 1710 and encodes 569 amino acids. The record is from RefSeq and is a predicted model, not a curated record. Lineage: Eukaryota; Metazoa; Arthropoda; Arachnida; Ixodida; Ixodidae.
AUGAACGUGUGCCUGCCUCCGUCCCUGCUUUUGCUGCUGCUGGUGUGGUUGAGCGUGACGGGCCAUGGGACGGCGCGGCCUCCGUGGCCUUCCGGUUCCGGAAGCGGCAACACCGACCGGUCUCAACGGCCCCAGGGUCGGAACCAGCCCUGCCACGAUGGACAUGGACGCGAACAACGCGCCAGGCUGCGCAGGGUCCUACUGGCCAAUGGCACGGCCGUCUGCAAUGACGGGUCGCCCGCUGGGUACUACAUCCGGAAAAGACCUGGAAAUCGGCGUUGGAUCCUCUUCCUUGAAGGGGGCUGGCACUGCUACGACGAUAAAAGCUGCGCGGGGCGCUGGAUGCGCACACGGCAACUGAUGUCAUCACUACAGUGGCCAGAUAGCCGCCAGGUCGGUGGUAUACUGUCAGCAAACAGAGAAGAAAACCAAUAUUGGUGGAACGCAAACCACGUGUUGGUACCUUACUGUUCCAGCGAUGCAUGGAGCGGAGCGACGAACGGGAAAAACUCAGCUGGCUAUGCCUUUAUGGGGUCUCUCAUUCUGCAGUCUGUCGUCCGCGAAUUGCUUGGCCGAGGACUUUAUGAAGGCAAAUUGCUGCUGCUCGCCGGAAGCAGUGCUGGUGGUGCAGGCGUUUUGCUGAACGUGGACAGGAUUGCCGAUCUGCUGGCGUCCCUCGGCUCAAAAGUCAAAGUCCGCGGUGUGGUAGACUCAGGAUGGUUUCUAGAUAACGAUCCCUUCGAAGCAAGGGAAUGCCUGGAACCUUACUCUUGUGCACCUGUGGAAACUAUCAAGCGUGGCAUCAGGUUGUGGAACGGCCAAGUUCCGGACCGUUGUAAGCCACUAUACUCUGAUUAUGAACAAUGGAGAUGCUAUUUUGGCUACAGGAUAUAUCCCACUUUAAAAGCACCAACAUUUGUAUUUCAGUGGGUGUUUGACGAAGCACAGAUGGCUGUCAAUAAUGUCGCUGCCCCUUCAAGCAAGGCCCACUGGGACUACAUUCACGCCUUAGGCAGCAAGCUUCGUAGCACUCUCAUGAACGUGACGGCUCUAUUCGCACCAUCUUGUAUUUCACACGAGAUUCUCACUAAAAGAAACUGGCAGGCGAUCGAAAUCUGCGGAAUAUCUCUGCCUCAGGCCCUGCGCUGCUGGGAACUACAAAAACACGAACACAAUCACCACGAGCACCACUCGAACCACAACCUUUACGACCGGCUCCCAGCUAGGGAGAACGAGACGAGCUUUCCACACAGAAUGUUUGCAGACAUAUCUGCGACAGUGAUGACAAACGGCCAUGCACAAAAAACUAAAACACGACGUCGAAAGAUGAAGACAAGACGAAAGAAUUGCAGGCACAAUAGAAAGGGCUUGAAAAAAGCAAGGAAAGGAGAAUACUCAGCCACGUCGGCGCCUUUGAGGCCCGAGGAGCCAAGGCGUCGGUCUCGCGAGCGACCCGGCAGCCGGCACGCCCAGCACCGUUGGCGGCUGCACGAAGACCUCUGUCAGCACUGGCUCAUGGACAGCUGCGCGUGGCCACAGUGCAAUCGCCGCUGCCCACGCAUGUUGGACCCAAUGACCGGCCGUGAGCUACGAUUCUCCGACCUUCUGCGCUCAUUCGGCCUCGACGUGGCCGCCGUCGCCGCCGCGCUGGGACUCGACCAGGCGGCUCUGGCAGCCAUGGAGCCGGACGCCCUUCUGCACGCCGAUUGAUCACGCGCACCAACCGGAAGGGGCCGUGCUCUAGGACCGUAGCUAGUGCAGCGCUUUUCAAAAGCACGGAGCUGGUGUGCACCAGAAAGCCAUUUCCCAGUGUACAAAAGGGCGCUGACUGAAGACAGCUUGCUUCUGAGCAUGCACUGCGAAAACAGGUUGGCAAUCGCUGUUCGCACGUUUCACUGCGCAAUCAAUGUGUGCGAAAAGAUUGGCAGUGCCACUGAUCACAUGGCGUGCAUAUUAAGGCCCUUCGUUUGGUAUCGUUUGGUAUCGUUAAACCCACAGCGGGGAGCGGAGUCAUUGGAAAGGGGCACAUAUGCUGUGUUGCGCACAUAGAUAGGCGCCAGCAGCGGCGACACGGUGAUCUGUCAGCGCAUGCUCGGAACAAGCGAUCUUGGCCUAACCAGCCUCUGGUAAACAGUGCACGAGCAGUUACCAGAGCAGCCUCUCUUGCGCUAUGAACGAAGGCGACAGAGGCUGUGCUGAGGGCUGGUCAUUUACGAUAUGGCGGAUUAUUUUCCGGCUUCCGGUGUUAAUUGUUAGAGCCGUGCCAGAUCGUCAGGAGGCCUGCCGGUUUGAUGGUCGUUUGGAGUUUUGCUAAUGGUGUUGCGGCUUUUGUUUGACGGAUUGGCGUGGGAGAACUGUGAUGGUGCGUCUGGAAGACAAGCAACAUCGCGCUUCUCGCGGUUUCUGAGCUGCGUCAAGAGCGUUAAGUGGCUUGCGAGCGCCAAGUGGGUCUGAUUGACUGACCGACCUGCGUUCAUGUUGGAAAGACGCAAUAGGUAUGGCUACAAAGGGCAGCCGACUUCCAUAGACUUUCGUGCACUCUUUCCCUCAUCAAUGACAGAGUUGUGUGACGAAAGCUGUCACGUGGUAGCAGUUUUUGUGAUUAGGAUGAGUGGCGAUGCGCUUACGUAGCGUAGUCAAGGGGCUUGUACGAAGUUUCUAACUACAAUUCCGGAUGCAUUCCUAAAUGCUUCAGACAACGUGAAAGACAACGAGCAAAAACAGAAGGAUAGGUAAGCACUUAGCAGUUGGGUUGGCCAUGUGUCUUUAUAUAAUUUUUUUGUCAUCUUCUGCGCUGUUUAUAACAUGUCGUAUGAGCACUGGCUCUCCCAAGUUGUCAUUUUCAUAUUCCAAUGUCCAAGACUCCUGAUUGAUGUUCUCGUGGUACGUCUUUCAGGUCAGUUUCGGGACCACUGCUCUUGAGCAUAGCUUACUCUAAUUUCAGUUUAAUGCUUGCUCUCUUUCGCAAGGGCUUUCGAUUGUGACAAGUAUUCUUGUUCUCGCCUUCUACUACUCGUCAGGUAACAGCAGCAGCUUUGCUCAAAGCUGUCUGAACUUCAUUUGCACGUCCUUUCGUCGAUAAGGAAGCAAGAGGUUGUGGUAAGACCAAGUUAUAUAAAGGUGCAAUGGUGGUUUUAGACAUCUGGUUUAAAAAAAAAGACAACUAAGGCUCAUUGUUUGUUCGCUUGUCUUGUAGCCUUCAAGGAAACAUGGGAGACCACCCCGUUAUGAUCGCGCGCCAUUGUUUCUUGUCCCACAAUCCAAGUUUCAUUUUGAAUAAGACAGUUAGCUUUGGCACUGACAUACCAGUUUAAAUUGUUCUUUCUUGCUUUCGCGUUAAUUUUUAUUUUUCAAUUGAGAUCAGCUAUUCCUUCGGAUUAGAUCAACUGUUUUUCGAAUGAGCCAGCUGUUCUACACUCCGCUUUUUUCUAUCCUCAUGAUCCGUGCCAGAAUUUAUGCUGCCAACUUGUCAAAGACCAUAUUUCACAAAGAUAUGACUGGCGACGCGGCACUGACGCUUUGAGUCGCAGAGUGAAUGUGGUGAAUUAAUGUUGCAGAAAACAACCUGUAGCUUAAAAUGCACCGCGAAGGCUAACUGUGGUUUGAUGUGGGGAACUGUAAGGCGCUGUACUUCGAACACUCGUCGUUUUGGUUUUCGCUUGGGUGUGGGUAAUUGUGAACAUGAAGCAACGCCAACCACAUUAUGUACUUGCCAUUCAAGGUUGAUCCUUCAUGGUGCUUGCAGCACGUGAAGGACUGUAUGUCAAUUAGUGUAGCGGUCGCUCCCUUCCCCGGUGCUUGUCUGCGUAUUCUAAUGAAGUCAUACUGCUUGUAGUCUGAAAAUUAGGGCAUUCGAUCAGUACAACCUGUCAUUUUAACGGAAAAUCCUCACUGCCAAAGGUCUGCACUUUGGCAGUUUCAUCUAGGUCAGCAGGCACUAUUAAGCCUCCGUAAGCACAAUGUUGACAGGGACAUUUUGGGACAACACUGGGACAUUUUUUCCAGGGAGGACACAGGCGUUGACGAACGGCAGGAAUCUAUUCCAUCAUUUCUCGCUUUGCGAUUUACUGACUAUACGUACGAAAAAGCCGUAAGAAGUGUAAAUAUUUACGCGUACGCUGACCGCACUGGUCUGAUUACACAAUAACAAUGCCUUAUCUAGCUGCGGUUCUUCCUGAAAGGAAAACCGGCGAAAGCAACUACCCUCAGUCGCGCUAUCUUAUUUGAAGUCGGUCAUUCGCCAUAUUUUCUAGACUUCGUUAAGUUGAUGUACCUACGAUGAUUAUUAUCCUCUUGUAGCAACGCCGUGGACAACAUUUUCACGUGUCAUUUCGAGGAAAGAUGUGGCGAAACUCGUUCAUCAAAGGUCAUUAAUAUUCGUUCCGUAGCACGCAUGCCAGUUACUGGCGUUUUAUAAAUGAAUCAGAAAUGCACUUUAUGCACUACACUUCCAAGAAAUGCACUUUAUGCACUACACUUCCAAGAUGUUGAAUGUAAAAGCAACUACUCCAAAUAAUUUUGCCUAUGAAGCACUAGUAUGCUUCUUUUGUAUGUUAUUCUAGUCGCUUCUUGAAAAACUCUCAUUUUUUUAAUUACAGUGGCAAAUGUGCACCGUUCGGCUUUAACUUUAUUUUGCACCAUGCUCUGUCAUGUACAUCUUUGUGGUAUAUUUCAGUCGAUGACUCUAGGAGGCUAACUAAGGCUUCUAAAUUGAAUUUCUAUGCUUUCUAUGGACCCGGUACUACUGUGGUCUGAAAAAAAAAGAGGGCACUCUUAGAAAUACUCACUGACUCAAUCCAGUAUUUCUACAGUUAAUUUCCACUGCAGUGUCAUGAAGCUUAGAUUUCAGGUGUUAUUUUUUUAUUACUCAGUUUCUCACGUGGAUAUACUUUUUGAUGCAAGACAUUAAAAUAAGGCGUGAGACCAUGGGCGAAGGUCCAGAUGCAAACAACAGCCUGAUGCGCGUUUUUUUUUUUUAUUCGUAACUGGAUUUCGUUUUCUUUACUUGUUCUUUUUUGCGUCUUACAAUGGUUAUACGGGUUCCACUAAGACGGCUACUCAACGCAGUGCGGUCAACUCAAAAGCUACUUUUUAUCCUCCAGUCACGCUACGCUUUUGUAACUUUCCAUUAAACAUAGCCGCGAGUCAUACACGUGCAAACAAGCAGUCGCGCCUGCAAUGAUUUAUGCCUGUAUUUUGGCAAGGAAUUCGCAAACAGAACAUGCUGCUUGACAUUUAACACAAAACAAACAUAUUGAUUCAUUUUGUGGUCGAAAAAGUUGUCUCUCUACCCCAGUGAUUGCGUGAUAUACCGACGCUGUCUGAUGCAAUGUUCAUAAAUGGUUAUUUCUCUUGACGCUUGUAAUUCCCUCUAAAGGAAAGCAUCGAAAAAGCUCAAAUAGUGCGGUGACCUUGUUGCGUUCUUCAACGGCACAUCACACAAUGCAUUGUUAAGUGAAGAUGUCGCGAGAUUUUUAUUGCAGAUAGGGCAAAUUACUGCAAGGAGAGUGAAGUGAUAAUUUCGCGAUUCAUUAGCGCGUGGUCGACUCUGCAAAGUCUCGCUGACUGAACCUGCAAGAAUUUCAAAUGCAUUAUGUCCUCGCUUCUGCGAUGCAGCACUUACAUUGUCUUGUUUCGUUUAUUGCGGUUGGAAUGAAAACACAGGAAGCAAUAUUGUGAGCAAUAUGUGUCUAUAUUUAUCACGUCGACGUCCUGUAAAAUUCACUGCCGUUCAGAAUGGAAACGGUGCCAGCCAUAAUUUAUGCAUGUAACACAUGGCAGUAUGUAAGUUAUGUGCACCAUUUACAUGUAUGGCUGCCAGUUCUUUUUCUUUUUUUUUUAUACAUUGUCGUGUGCUAUGUUUUAGAAUGUAUGGAGCAAAACGGGUAUAAAGAAAAGCUGUAUGCAUUUUAUGCCCUUUUACACCUUUACAACUCAGGGUUGCAUUGUGGUCGUGUAUAACUGCCUUGUAGAUAAAUUUGUACUAAUAAAAUAGCAGUAUU